GGAACAACGAGACGGCAGGGGAUCGUACCAGGCGCUGGAGCUGCCCAUGGGUGCGCGCGAGUGCGCGGGACGGCAGAUGGAAAGGUGGGCGAGCCUGUGCUCGGUGCUGAGCGGAGUCUUCGUCAUGCAAAGCCGUGGGUGAGACGCCCCGCGCUGCCUAACUGGCAGCAGCUUGGAGCUUGGCGAGAGAGCUCCGACGCCCGCCUGCUCCAUCCAAGCGACUGCCACUGCGCCGAUCCACGCGUGCACGCAACUCGCCUGCCGCCGCAAUGCCGCCCAAGUCGAUCCUCAAGAAGACGCCCGCCGCGACGAGCACCCAGGGCCAGGCUGCCGUUGCCGCCAACGCCCCGCCGCCCGCGCGCGCCGUCAACCAGCGCCACCUCAGCACUGCCGUCCACCAUGCGCGCAUCUACGAGCAGCGCAAGCAGGCCGAGACGGCCAUUCUGGACGCCGUCUUCGAGCUCAUGGACUUCCCCACGUCGCCUGAUGCCGACCCCACCCGCCCGUCGCCCUCUGACGCGCACCGCUUUCGCCAGGCCAUCGUGCCCUUUCAACCUUCCGACUACGAUGGCCUGAUCGAGGAGCGCAACAUCGCCGACAAGUGCGGAUACACGCUGUGUCCGCGGCCCAAGGGGAAGGCGCCAUCUGCCGCGAAGAAGCACUUUGUCGAGACGUCCAAAGGCGUGCAGAUUGUGGACAGGAAGAAGCUGGAGAUGUGGUGCUCGGACGACUGCGCGCGGCGGGCCCUCUUCGUCAAGGUCCAGCUGAACGAAGAGCCCGCGUGGCUGCGACAAGGCGACUUCGGGACUGAGAUUGAGCUCAUGGUGGACAACACCGAGGACCACCACAAAGCACUGCCGCUGCGGCUCAAGAAGGCAGCGGCGCCAGCGCCAAAAGACACCGAGGAAGAGGAUGCCGCGGCAGCGUGGGCGGCGCGCGACGAUGCGCUUGCAGACCUCGCCAUCGAGCGCGGCGAGACGCCAGGCCGGCUGAGCAAAGUCAACAAGGACCUCAUCACCGACAAGAUCAAGGAGCGGGUGGCCAGGUUCCAGCCGACGCCGCCUUCGUUACCCCCGGGACAGUCGCACAUGGCCAUCGAAGGCCAUGUGCCCAAAUCUGCACGGGAAGCAGAGCGUAAGGACAGCGACGAUGAAGACGACGAGCAGGACUGGGACAAGGCUUUACCGGGGUGAAGCACGGGCUCAACGACACGAUCAAGAAUAUACGCCACCGAGGAGAGCUCAGAGGAAGCGCGCGCAAUCACCGAAGACUGCACACCAUAAGCGCCAUGUGUCUGGCUCAAACGAUCAUGGGACCAAGUAUCACAUAGAACUGCAAAGCGCCCAGAAUUUAUAGAGCGGACGUGCUUGCACGGACUGGUCAAGGAAGGAAGGAAUCUUUAGGGAGUAGACAAGGAAAUCACCCGUGAGCCGUGAUGCACCGGCCUAUGGUGCAGUAGAGCACGUAUGUAUUUGAACGUAUGAUCAUAUAUAAUCUACA
Messenger RNA from Paraphaeosphaeria sporulosa, 1500 nucleotides. RefSeq lists its product as uncharacterized. NCBI's taxonomy places the organism in Eukaryota, Fungi, Ascomycota, Dothideomycetes, Pleosporales, Didymosphaeriaceae. The record is from RefSeq and is a predicted model, not a curated record. The transcript has a single exon. Bases 270 to 1193 code for a protein of 307 amino acids. Gene Ontology annotation, molecular function: RNA polymerase core enzyme binding; RNA polymerase II CTD heptapeptide repeat phosphatase activity. Gene Ontology annotation, cellular component: cytoplasm; nucleus.